Messenger RNA from Lytechinus variegatus (green sea urchin), 2452 nucleotides. RefSeq names its product lengsin-like. Lineage: Eukaryota; Metazoa; Echinodermata; Echinoidea; Temnopleuroida; Toxopneustidae. The record is from RefSeq and is a predicted model, not a curated record. The transcript is spliced from 2 exons. The coding region runs from base 104 to 1450 and encodes 448 amino acids. Gene Ontology annotation, molecular function: glutamine synthetase activity. Gene Ontology annotation, cellular component: membrane; cytoplasm.
UUUUAGUUAGGUCCACGGUUUUAUUUAACGAAGCGCCAUCUAUCACGAAUUUUCACGACAUCUCGAGCCAAUUCCAAGCAGGGGACUUCCUGAAGCUUCAAAAAUGUCGGGUAUCGACAAAGUGCUAGCACUGAUUGUACAGAACAAAAUUGCAGCUAUACGCUUUGAGCUGGUUGACAUCCAUGGCAUUGGGCACAGCAGGCUAAUCACAUCGAGGCACUUCAAAGACAAAGCUGUUCAUGGCUCCAGUUUUGAUCUCCUGGCCCUGAUCUUAGAUCCCAAAGGGAACAAGUUCGCUGAUAGUGGCAUAUGCACCGACGAUGUUGAUGCCAUUGCUUAUCCAGUCUACGAGACAUUCCAGAACUUGGUUUGGUGUCAGAGUACUGCCAGGAUCCUUGUAGAACCUACCAUCAAAGGAGAAUACAUUCCGCAGUAUCCAAGAAACAAUGCAAGAAGGCUGCUGGACCGACUGGGAGAACAAGGGGUGUCUCUCUUCUCUUCAUUUGUUCAUGAGUUCUAUCUAGUGGAUGAGAAGACGGGGGAGCCAGCAGAGAAGAGCAACAACUAUGGAGCCACAAGUAGACUUUGUAAGCUUGAGUCAUUCAUCAAUCUUUUACUGGCAUGUUUGCCAAGAGUUGGAGUUGAUGUAGAGAGUGUUGAAACAUUAAAUGCUCCUGGCCAAAUCAGAGUCACCUACAAGUCGGCCUUUGGUGUUGGUUCAGCAGACAACGCCUAUACUUUUAAGUCCACCGUGAAGGAAUUAGCCAGCAGGAAUGGCUUUGUGGCAACCUUCAUGACAAAGCCGUGGCCAGAACACAGAGGCAGCACUUCAUACUUGUGUCACUCACUCUGGAGUCUGCAAGAACAUAAAUGCAUCGUCUUUGACUCAACAGGAGAAAAUGGUUUGUCAAGCAAGUGUCAGAAAUGGAUCGCCGGCAUCCUAUCCCAUUCCCAGGCUAUAACAGCGCUAAUGGCUCCAACGGUCAACUGCUAUAGUCGCUUCGAGACAGCGCCUACAUCCCUUGCCCCAAAUAAUUGUUCCUGGGGAAUCAGUAACCGCACAUGUGCUAUUCGUGUGAAGAUAGAUGGUUCAAAGCGAACCAUCAUUGAAAAUCGUAUACCCUCUAGUGCAAGUAACCCUUAUGUGGUACUGGCAGCAACGGUGGCAGCUGGUCUAGAUGGUCUUCAGACUGACAUGCCUCUUAGAGCACCUACAGAAGGGAGUGCCUAUGAUCAAGGAUAUGACCUGCCAGAGCUUCCCCUAUCUUUAGAGCAAGCUAUGGAGGUCUUAGAGACAGAUGAAGUGAUUGUUGAUGCACUGGGUAGAGACUUCAUUAAAUAUUUCCUUGCUGCAAAGAGGCAUGAAUGCAGUGAGGCACUUCGGGCCAAGAAAGUUGCAACAGUUGAUUGUGAAACCUGGGAGCAUAACAUGUAUUUUGACACUAUCUAAAUUUGCUUUUAUUCAUGUUAAAACUCAUGUUAUGGUAUUUUCACUAUUUUGAAGAUGAAAUUGAUAUUGAAAAGAUGUAUUCUCACGGAAAUUGAUAAAAAAUAAAAUAUUGAUAAUGGAUAAUUUUUUCAUGAUAUUCUUCCUUAAUAUCAUGGAAUAAAUUUCAAAUAUCACAAUGAUAACUUCAAUCUUUCCCAUACUUUUUGUUUUUCUUUUGUCUCAAAUUCCAAGUCCAUACUGUAAAUUUUGAAUUUAUUUGCUUAGGUACGAUAGAUUAUUGAUUGAGGUACCAUUGGUUACUUUUAGUUUUCCCUGCACUGUGUUGAUACACAUUGUUUACUCCAGAUAUUGUAGAAUCUUUUUAUUCUUUUGCUAUGACAAUUCAUCAUGACCCACAGGUCAGGGGAAGAUAUGCAGGUGUAUAUGUAUUUGUUCAGUUUACCCAACUCAAAUCUUGGUUAUCAUGAUUUUAUGUAUUUUCAUUUUUUGUAUCCAGAACAAAUUUGGUUUCUUCUGGUUAUUUCAGUAAAAAACAGCAACAACAACAAAAACAUCCACCAAGAUGAUUUGAAGACAUGCAAGUAAGAAUUUGCAGUUCCUGGCAGCAAGUCAUUCACAUGUUGGCUAUGUUCAUGGCCAUGACAUGAAGGAAUCCAAUAUUUUAAUUUUACUCAUUAUUGAACAAUACAGUAUUGUGACUAACGAUUUUCUCAAGAUUCAGGCAGCCAAUGUGGAUGGAAAUCUUGUUUAAAACUAUGCUAUGCUAUGAGUUUAUUCUACAACGAUGAGUUAUGGUUUACGCUGGAAUUACAAGCUGCAGGGGGUCUGUGAUCUCAGUUUCCUGUCAUGAGGACACAAAUUGAAUACAAUCAUGUGGGCUAGCUUGGUUCUGUACUGUACAUGUAGAACCCUCUGGUAUUUCAAAAUGUUGUUUGUGCAGAAUGCAAUAGACCAGUUCGUAAUUACUUCAUGUGCAAUUUUGGUCAAAUGACCUUUCAUUUC